CUGACAUGCGGCCAGUGCCAGCUGACCUUCCCACUGGGCGACAUCCUUCUCUUCAUUGAGCACAAGAAGAAGCAGUGCCAAAUGCCACCUCUGGCCAAUGGCUGCUAUGACAAGAUGAGCGACCGUGGAGGAGGGAGUCCCACUCUGCAGGGCCUACAUCACCAUGGCCAGCGGGUGGAGCUCAGGAAGGUGCUGGAGCCAGUGGAGAUCGGCAUUCAGGUGACACCUGAGGAGGAGGAGGAGGAAGAGGUGGGAGGAAGAGGAAGAGGAGGGCAAGGAGGGGAGAGGAGAGAGAGGACGCCCAUCAAGGGAAUUUGCCCCAAGCAGGAAAACGCACUGGCAGGUGGCAGGGAUGAGCCUUCCAGCUAUAUAUGUACCACAUGCAAACAGCCCUUCCCCAGCGCCUGGUUCCUGCUGCAGCAUGCCCAGAACAUCCAUGGCAUUCGCAUUUACCUGGAAUCCAACCCCUCUAGCACAGCCCUCACUCCCCGCAUCACUAUGCCUCCGCCCAUGGGCAACGACUCCAUCCCACAGUCCCCCCUCACCAACUUUCUUGGGGACAACAAUCCUUUCCAUCUCCUAAGGAUGACAGGUCCCCUGCUACGGGAGCCUCCCCCAGGUUUUGUGGAGAACCGCCUUCCCAACACACCUCCGUUUGUCAGCCCCCCUCCCCGCCAUCACCUGGACCCCCACCGGCUGGAACGCCUUAGUGCAGAGGAAAUGGGCCUCAUCUCCCAGCACCCUAGUGCCUUUGAGAGGGUGAUGCGGCUAACACCUAUGGCCAUGGAGUCCCAGUCUAUGGACUUCUCCAGACGAUUACGUGAGUUGGCAGGGAACAACAACAGUACCACACCACCAUUAUCACCCAGCAGGGCAAACCCUAUGCACCGACUACUAAACCCCAACCCCUUUCAGCCCGGACCAAAAUCUCCCUUUCUUAGCACACCCCCUUUACCACCAAUGCCCCCAAAUAGCACCACUCCUCCCCAGACACAGAUCAAGGUCAAGUCCUGUGAGUUCUGCGGUAAGACCUUCAAAUUUCAGAGCAACUUGGUCGUGCAUCGGCGCAGCCAUACCGGAGAAAAACCUUACAAGUGCCAGCUGUGUGACCACGCCUGCUCUCAGGCAAGCAAACUGAAACGCCACAUGAAGACACACAUGCACAAGUCUGGAUCCCUGACCGGGCGCUCAGAUGAUGGACUGUCUACUACGAGCUCUCCAGAGCCAGGUACAAGUGAUGUCACAGGUGAGGGCAUGAAGAAUCGUGACGGGGACUUCCAGGGGGAAGGCAACGAGGAAGAAGAAGAGGAAGAAGAAGAAGAGGAACUUGAGAAUGAGAGUCGACCAGAAUCCAACUUCAGCAUGGAGUCUGAGUUCUACCGCAACAGGGAGAAUGGUUCUAAACCAUUAUCAGAGGAGAAGUCAUCACUCGCUCUUGAGAAGAUGAUGGAGGGUGGGGGCCUCAACUCUAUACAGCAGUACAAUAAUUUAAUAGUUGACAAUCGUAAAAGGAUGCCCUUCUCAAAGAGGGGCUCAGAUGGGCUGCGGGAAACUGGGGAUGAAGACUCAGUGGCUUGCGAAAUAGACCACCACCAGCAGGAAGAGAGGACCACCAUUAAUGGCCGGAACUGUGGCUCUGGUGACUCUUUCUCGGGCCUGUUCCCUCGUAAGCCCACACCCAUCACUAGCCCCAGCCUGUCCAUCUCUUCAAAUAAGAGGAUCAAGAUUGAGAAGGACUUGGAUCUUCCUCCAGCACCCCACAUUCCCUCAGAGAACGUCUACUCCCAGUGGUUGGUGGGCUACGCUGCCUCGCGACACUUCAUUAAGGACCCUUUCCUAGGUUUCACCGACUCCAGACAAUCUCCCUUUGCCACCUCCUCUGAGCACUCAUCAGAGAAUGGCAGCCUGCGGUUCUCAACACCUCCGGGUGACCUGCUGGAUGGUGGCCUUUCCGGCCGCAGCGGCACCGCCAGUGGGGGCAGCACACCGCAUCUGGGUGGAGGUCCGGGACCAGGUCGACCUAGCUCCAAGGACAGCAGGAGGUCUGACACCUGCGAAUACUGUGGAAAGAUCUUCAAGAACUGUAGCAACCUGACGGUGCAUCGACGCAGUCACACAGGUGAAAGGCCCUACAAGUGUGAGCUGUGCAACUAUGCCUGCGCCCAGAGCUCCAAGCUCACGCGCCACAUGAAGACACAUGGCCAGCUUGAAAAUCCCAGGAGUGAACAAAAGCCACACAAAAAGUCAAGGAAGACCUGGACAGAAAUCAGGAACUACAGAAGCUAAAAAGGAUUUUAGUGAACUGUGUCUUAAAAUAAGUUUACAGUAUUGAAACAAGUACAAGGGUAAAAUAAUAUUUGUGUGUAUUUGUGUUUUGAACAAAAAAGUAUUUUUUUUCUAGGUUUGCUUUUAAAGUUCCUCUGAAUGCCAUACUGGCGACGUGUGUAUUGUUUAUAUAUAUAUAAUUUAAUUUUUUCCCUCUUUUUAAUUUUGGUGACGGGGUUUUAGUAUAUAUAUAUAUAAAUAUAUAUGAAUAUAUAUAAAUUUUUUCUUGUUUACUGUCAAAGUAUACCAGUAUUUGUAAUAUUGGAGAAUGCCUGGGCAUUUUACAAAAAUAGAAAAAAUAUUGUUUUGAAUUUUUUAUUUUGCAGUCCAAUUUAAAUUGUGGGUCUCUUAAACUGUUUUUGUCACUGUAACUGUAUAAGUCUUCAGUUUAAGUAACUUUUAUUCUGCCUUGGGUGUAAUGAAAUAAAAAAUAAAUGAGAUAAAAAAUGACAGAGCAGUAACACACUUGGAUUUGGUAGGGGAGUUUGGGUGCGGGUGGGUGGUUGGUUUGGAGGAAGUAGGGUUCCUCCCUUAGAAACAAUGGAGCAUUGGUUCUGCUUUUCAGGAAAAUCCCAAUGAAAAUCCUGACUUGUAUCUAUUUUCCUGCUUCUGGUAUGGAAUAUUCUUCAUGGACAGUUUGAAAUACAUGUGUAGGCACUCGCUGUCUUUAAUGAGGAGCUUAUCUUUUUUAACUUGUAGGCUUCAUGUAUCCUUUGUGAAUAGGGUACUCUGAGUAGCUGGGGAUGUCUUGCUCUUACACUGGGUGCAAAGGGAGGGUGACUUCAUUCCAGUGACAAGAUACAACCUACAGGCUGCCAUGAUCUUUUUUCCUUUCAUUGGGCAGGAUAAACACAACCUAAUUCAUUUGUACUGUUGUAAUGAAUCACAUUGUACAGAGUGGGGUUAAAACGGUUGUAUGACAGCCUUUUAGUGACAAAAACACAGGUUGAUGUUUUGUUUACAUUGGUUGUACAUAGUUUUCUAUGACUUCACUGUUAUUUGAAUUGCUUUUUUUUCUUUUAUUUGAUUGUGAUUUCCAACUGGCACUGGCAGUGAAUUCCUGUGUUUGGGGGGCGGG
Messenger RNA from Pleuronectes platessa (European plaice), 3403 nucleotides. RefSeq names its product BCL11 transcription factor B a (gene bcl11ba). Bases 82 to 2286 code for a protein of 734 amino acids. Gene Ontology annotation, biological process: positive regulation of transcription by RNA polymerase II. The record is from RefSeq and is a predicted model, not a curated record. The transcript has 3 exons. Gene Ontology annotation, cellular component: nucleus. NCBI's taxonomy places the organism in Eukaryota, Metazoa, Chordata, Actinopteri, Pleuronectiformes, Pleuronectidae. Gene Ontology annotation, molecular function: DNA-binding transcription factor activity; RNA polymerase II cis-regulatory region sequence-specific DNA binding.